AUGUUCUUUCUUUGCGAUUGCGCCUGCCAGGACAUUUCCUGGAUUUACAGCAUGGCAACAAAGAAAAGACAGACGUUUUUCUCGAUCGCCCCGCAUUUGGGUCUCGUCGCGGCGAAUAUCAUUUAUGUUCUAGUAGGGGCCCAUGUAUUUGUGGCUUUAGAAGGACCGCAUGAGGAAUUCAUUCGAACAGACACUGAGAAAUUUGUCGCUACCGAAAGAAUGGAACUUAUUGAUGCGGUCGAAAACGCUCAUUUGACGAUAAAAAAUGAAACCCUCUUAAAAAUAAGAAUUGACCAAAUAAUGGAUAGCUACACCGAGCGAAUAAUGCACACUUUUUACGAUCCGCUACGCGCAAAUUAUUUUGAGUCAGAGGCGCUUUAUAAUGGUAGUUAUCAGCGGAUGUGGUCCGAUUCCGCGGCUUUAUUGUUCACCUCGACUACCGUAAUCCCUGUUGGUUUUGGGCUAGUAACCCCAAUGACCGGCUGGGGUCGUGCUUUUCUCUGCACAUAUGCCGUCAUUGGCUUACCACUCGCCCUCAUUACCAUGUCUGACAUUGGCAAAUUCCUUAGCAAUCUUGGAUCGGAAGUUGUUAAGAGUGAAGCAAUCUAUUCUUGCACUCUUCUCUUUUUACUCCCAGCUUACCCAAUCCUGUGGGGAAUUAUGAUAAGCUACAUGACAAAAUGCUCGAUGGUCGAUGCAAUAUACUACUGUAGUAUUACAAUUUUUACGAUUGGAUAUGGAGAUAUGACGCCUCCAGUUUCUCUUCCAACGCUACUGCUCUUUAUUGUGUUCGGUGUCAUCCUAGUCACUUUAACAAUCGAUGUCGUGGCAGCAAAUGCUAUUCAUAAUAUCCACUAUUUAGGGCGACAGGUUGGCAACGCCAAGGUGAUUGCUGGAAAAAUGCUGGCGAUGGCCCAGAAAAUCAACAUCAAUCGGGGACUCGAGCUGGGGAUCAGCCAGCUGGGAGCGUUUGCGAAAUUUGGAGUUAUGAUGAGGAUAGAUGGUAAUGGUAAUGGGCCAAAAGCAGAUGUUAGCCCAUCGAUUCAUUCACCAUUGGCUUAUGAUCCGCCUGGUUUAAUGCCAUUUGCAGAUGAGAAGUCGUAUAAGAUUUGGACCGAUUAUCGAUUAUCGUGGAAUCCGGCAAAAUACGAGAAUAUUACCAGCGUACGGUUUGCUGGAGGGGAGAACCAGAUUUGGCGACCGGAUAUUUUGCUUUAUAAUAGCGCCAAUGAAGAUUUUGAUGCCACUUUCAAGUCCAAUGAAGUCGUUUACAGUACCGGGGAGGUGAAUUGGGUGCCUCCCGGAAUUUUUCGAGCUAGCUGCAAAAUGGACAUCACCUAUUUUCCAUUCGAUGAUCAGGCA
Mesorhabditis spiculigera is the source of this 1362-nucleotide messenger RNA. The record is from the annotation of a GenBank genome assembly. NCBI's taxonomy places the organism in Eukaryota, Metazoa, Nematoda, Chromadorea, Rhabditida, Rhabditidae.